Molecule: messenger RNA, 1632 nt
Organism: Syngnathus acus (greater pipefish)
Lineage: Eukaryota; Metazoa; Chordata; Actinopteri; Syngnathiformes; Syngnathidae
Gene: rflna
Product: refilin A
Exons: 4
Coding region: 351-1019 (222 amino acids)
Biological process (GO): skeletal system morphogenesis; actin filament bundle organization; negative regulation of bone mineralization involved in bone maturation
Cellular component (GO): actin filament bundle
Molecular function (GO): filamin binding
Source: RefSeq, a predicted model, not a curated record
GCGCGCGCACGCGGUGACGCGCACGCCUCAAGUUGAGCGUGAGCGGUGACGAGCCCCACAGAGGAGCUUUCCUCCAGACCUGCGUCAGACGCACGUCUACUUUAUGUUUUUGUGUCGGAUAUGUGUGGCAUUUGCCUUAGUAUCAAUGUAAUAUUUGCACGGUUGAGGCUUGGAAGCCAAGUUUGAGCGUUUAGUAGACGGCUCGCUUGGCUACUUAACGACACAGAAGUCCCUGGAAGAAAUUGACGCGGAUUGAUACAAUUCGACGCAGGGGCUCGGAGAGGAGGGUGGGGGAACCUUUUUCUCAAGUGCGACUUUGCGUCCUUUCUCGCCUGCAAUCGUCCCCAGAAAUGGUGGGGCACCUUCACUUGCAAGCGAUGGAGGAAAGUCUCAAAGGAAAGAACCGGGAAGGGCUGCUCGACAGCCCGGACUCGGGGCUGCCUCCCAGCCCAAGUCCGCCCUUCUGCUCCCUUUCUCCCGCUCUCAUCGAGCCGCGCUCCGGCAGUUGCGCGACCCCCGUGGAGAGCCAGCAGCAAUCGGCCUGGAAGAAGGACGUGACUCGGGAGGGGAAACUGCUGCCUUACCUACUGCUCAACAACACAGGAACGGACACCAGGCCCCGCAUGUAUCCUGUCUUCUAUGGGGAGAGCAUCGAAGUUGACCCAAAGCCAGAGCAAGAAGUCAAGUGCACAUCAGCGGUCCGUUACGACUCGGACAAGUAUUACCAAAACCGGGUUUACUGUGUCCCCGUUCCCACGGUGACUGCAUAUAGCGAGACGGUAGUGGCGGUGCCCAACUGCACCUGGAGGAGCUACAAAUCCCAAGUGUACCUGGAGCCGCGGCAGAAGCCCGUCAGCUACCAGACCACCACCAUCGUGUACCCAAAACACGCCAAGAACAUUUACCGCACCACGCUCAUCUAUAAGGCCACGGCUGCACGUCGUUGGUUCGUCUCCAGCGUGCAGCUGGAGUCCUGCGAAGAUUCAAGUCCUUGUAUCAUUUACACGGAGGACCUGUAGGCCCGCACCCAACGUGUUUUUUUUUUUUUUUCCCCAAGGACUUGAGUACAACAUAUUAAAAGAGCAAGAUAACUGGAGGCAUAACCUUUUUUUUAUUUUUCUCAUCUCAACCCAAAGGAAAUCUUUCAACUUUGUACUGGUGUGGUUUUUGAAAACCUCAUUGGCUAAUAAUGUCUUACUAUUUAAGGAGAACGAGAGCUGACAUAACCCCUUUGCUCCUGCGGAAUUGACUUUUGUGAGAAGAGUCACGCAAGAGAUUACAGAGAGAAAAUAUCAUGACGAAGAGCUGAGGAUUUAAUUACAUGAGCUGGUGCAGCUUUUCUAAGUUGCACUUGUUUCCAUAUAUGAAAAGCAUCUCGAUGUGUGUGGGUGUGUUUGAACGAUUGGACCAAAGUAAGUUAGCAGCCACACAAGCUGCACAUGGCUUCAUCACACCAUUUUCUCACCAUAUUUAUAGCUAUACCUGAUUGUAACAUGGCAUCCUAUUUAUGCAUUAUAUAUAAUUAUACACUGGAGUAUGAGUGCCACACUGAAAAAAGGAGGGAAAAAACAGCCCACUAGAAUAAAGUAAAAAAAAAAAAUUCAGAGCACCAUUAUGUGCAGUUAAAUAUAU